This is a messenger RNA of Penicillium subrubescens, 1326 nucleotides long. RefSeq names its product cytochrome P450. Gene Ontology annotation, molecular function: heme binding; oxidoreductase activity, acting on paired donors, with incorporation or reduction of molecular oxygen; monooxygenase activity. Lineage: Eukaryota; Fungi; Ascomycota; Eurotiomycetes; Eurotiales; Aspergillaceae. The record is from RefSeq and is a predicted model, not a curated record. The transcript is spliced from 4 exons. Bases 1 to 1326 code for a protein of 441 amino acids.
AUGCUGUUCAAAGCUCAUUCUUGGAUAGGUCCCAUUGUUCGCGUUAGCCCGCGCGAGGUUCACAUCAAGGAUCCCGAUUAUUAUGACGAGAUCUAUGCAUCCGCUGGCCGAAGGCGAGAAAAGGACGCUGCCGCAGUCGGCCGAUUUGAUCUCGAUGGCUCAUCCUUCGCCAGUGUUUCACCCGAGACCCAUCGGCAACGCCGAGCACCAGUAGAGAAAUUCUUCUCGAAAGCAGCAAUUACAAGAACCGAGAGCACGAUUCAGUUUUGUCUUCACAAACUCGUCCAGCAUCUUGAGGGUGCCUACCAUUCGCACAAGGUGAUUUCUCUAGAUGCAGGCUUCUCAGCGUUGACUUCGGAUAUCAUCCACCAAUAUGUGUUUGGAUUCAACAGUGGGAAUCUGGACCAGGAAGAUUUUAAUGAAAACAUCAGAGAUGGGAUCAGUGGAUUAUUCCGAAUGGGACACAUUGCAUUUUUCUUUCCAAUCGUACAAACCAUUUUGAACGUACUGCCUCUGUCUGUGGUGAAGAUGAUCAAUCCAUACGCCUUUGCUUUGAAGGACCAGAAGACCGAUGUCCACAACCGAGUGGUCAGGUUUCUUUCUGGUGAGAAGGGCGAGUCUGGAUCUGUUAUUGAAAAGCUAUCCAGCCCUGACAUGCCGGAACAUUUUCGGAGUGCUGAUAACCUGACUGAUGAGGGCUUUUCGCUGGUGAUUGGAGGCACAGAGACAACUGCUAGGUCUCUUUCGCUUGGGAUGUACCAUUUACUCAGCGAGCCGCAUUUACUGAAGAAACUGCGCGAGGAAAUACGAGCGGUGAUGCCCACGCCCGAGUCUAAGCCUACCUGGAACGAGUUGGAGCAGUUGCCAUAUUUGAUGGGAGUUGUUCUAGAAACACUACGCCUGUCGACGGGGAUUGCGAGUCGCUCGCCACGCAGGGCGCCCACAGAAACGUUGGUAUACAAGAACCAUACCAUUCCAGCAGGUAGUCUUAUCAGCCAAACGAACUACUUUGUCCUUAUGGAUCCAAACAUAUUUCCCGAUCCUCAUGCCUUUGAUCCCGAAAGAUGGACCCGGGCUGCAGCAAAGGGUGAGCGAUUGGAUCGGUACCUUGUGAAUUUCUCCAAAGGAAGUCGUAUCUGUCUGGGCAUGAACCUUGCCUACGCUGAACUAUAUCUUGCUAUAGCGACUCUGAUUCGUCGAUUCGAUCUCGAGCUGUUCAAGACUACAAUAAAGAAUAUCGAGUUUGCGCGGGACUUUGGAACCCCGUUCCCGGAUGAAGGAAAUUAUAGCAUUCGAGUACUGGUGAAGGGUAUUGUUAAAGAGUGA